Molecule: messenger RNA, 2011 nt
Organism: Microtus ochrogaster (prairie vole)
Lineage: Eukaryota; Metazoa; Chordata; Mammalia; Rodentia; Cricetidae
Gene: Cfap418
Product: cilia and flagella associated protein 418
Cellular component (GO): cytosol
Source: RefSeq, a predicted model, not a curated record
GUUGCUGUGGAAACCACCCGCCCGCUCGCGCCCGCUCAAGAUGGCGAAAGACCUGGAUGCGCUCCUGGAUGAAGUCGAGAGCAAAUUCUGCAGCCCCGACCCCCUGAGGCUGGGCCUGGGCGAGCGGCCCCCCAGCGGCGACCGGAACGGAGCCGAGAAGGAGGAGGAGGAUCCCAGGUCAGCAGAAACACGUCAAAAAGAAGAUGACCUUGACAGUCUUAUUAAUGAGAUAUUUGAGGAGCCAAACUUUGAGAAAAAACCUUUUCAAAAAUUUAAAUCUAAAUCUUCAAGUAACACAUCUGUCAGAGCUUCCGUUCAAGGCCUCAGUAAGAGUUGCAGUCCGGUGUAUCUCAGUGGAAGCGCCAUUCCGUGUGGGAUUGGAACAAACACCUCACCGAGAGCAUGUGACCAGCUGCGUUGUAUAGCCUGUGAUUUCCGGAUAGUGAGCUACAAUGACUAUAUGUGGGACAAAUCAUGUGAUUACCUGUUCUUCAGGAACAACAUGCCGGAAUUCCACAAACUGAAAGCAAAGUUGGUCCAGAAGAAAGGAGCCCGGGCGUAUGCCUGCCAGUGUAGCUGGAGGACUGUUGAGGAGCUGACGGACCUGCAGACAGAGCAUCAGCUCCGCUGGGUGUGUGGUAAACACUGAGGGCGCAGACCGUCCACCUUCCGACAGCAGCAUUUCUGAGAGCACGCUCUGCUCACCAGAAAAUAAUGUCCCGGGACACCAGGACACCGGUACAGUACUCCUUUUGACACAGGUGUCUUACUUAGUAGGUUAAAAUAUCUGAAUUUACUAGCCUGUCUCCUGCUAGAGAUUUAAACUGUGGUAGUUUGUGCAAAUUUACAGCCUUUCCAUCGCAGCUGCAGCAGUGGCUGCUCACGCUCUCUAGCGCAUUCUCAUGUAUCAUGGCUGACAGACACCCGCUGGCCAGGGCAGAGAGGUCACUGUCACACGUGCCCAUGGUUUCUGCUCUUACCAUGAGUUCAACCUGAGAGAGAAGAGAUGGCCACUGGUGCGCUGAGGGUUGUCGAGGGUGCAGUGCGUUGUGAACCCCCGCCUCCCCCGUAUAUGUGCCUCAUGGUGUCUCUCACUCAGUUCAGUAUUAUGCACAAUAGUGACAAUAAUAGUAACAUCUCCAUUGUAGUAUAGUCCCCUCCUGUGCUCAUUGAAAUACCAAGUUAGUUUUAUAUUAGUAAAUAUUUAUAUAUAAAAGAUUUUCGGUGUAUCUAAAAUGACUAAAGUCCUUCAAAUAAGUAGGACUGUUGUUGGGUUGGGUUUUUCAAUUAAACUCCAUAAUUCCAUCACAUAAACAGCAACCUUUUCAGGCAACUGUGGACUUUUCUAGUACGAUCAGGUUGAUACAUCAUUAUUGAAGCAUAGCUAAGCAGUGGUAGCCUGUUGGGCUCCUGCCUGGCCACACCGAGAGGGGAGGAACGGUGUCACCGCAACAUGUUCAAGAAAUGCAGUAUCUCUGCUUUGUCCCCGUCUGCCAAAAUUUACUGUGUGCCUGCUCCCCGUGUGUCUGUUAUCCGGUGUAGGUGUGUGACACAGGGCGCUCUGAAGGAUCCUACUGUGUGCCUGCUAUCUGGUGUAGGUGUGUGACAUGGGGUGCUCUGAAGGAUCCUACUGUGUGCCUGCUAUCUGGUGUAGGUAUGUGACACAGGGCGCUCUGAAGGAUGUAAACUGUAGCACAGAUCUGAGCUGCUUGGUUUUAUGUUAGCUCUGUUCCAGCCACCUAGCACCCUCUACUCUAAAAGCCUGUGCCCAGGCUGGGGUCUGGCUCUGUAGAGCACUGGGGCAAAGCAUGGGCAAGGUCCUAAGUCGUUCCCAGCAGUACAAAACGAGAGAAAGAAAAAAAAGCAAGCUUUUCCUGACUGUGACACACUUAUGCACUUGUAAAUAACUCUAGUUGCAACAAAAGAAAUCUCAAUGGCUGAUGCCCACAUUUUUGUAUCAAGAUAUAUUUACAAGUUUUAUCUUUAAAUAAAUCUUUUUAUUCCUCAAAAA